This is a messenger RNA of Colletotrichum destructivum, 1413 nucleotides long. RefSeq lists its product as uncharacterized. NCBI's taxonomy places the organism in Eukaryota, Fungi, Ascomycota, Sordariomycetes, Glomerellales, Glomerellaceae. The transcript has a single exon. The coding region runs from base 1 to 1413 and encodes 470 amino acids. The record is from RefSeq and is a predicted model, not a curated record.
AUGAAGAGCCUCACUCUCACGGUCCCCCUCCCGGCUCACCAACACGCCCCCUCCAGCAAACGCCUCCUCGGCCUACCCUUCGAGCUGCGCAACCUCAUUUAUUACCACGUCCUCGUUGAUGUGCCAAAGCACUCCCGCACCCAUCACCAAGAUUGCCACUUCCGCCAGAACCACACCCGCAACUCCAUCGAGCCCGCCGCUUGCCAUGUCCUCGAGCUCGCCGUGAACCUCGUCCCGUCCCAGGCGCUGUGCCCUUGGGACGAGCCGCUGCAGUGCCGCUGCGCCAAGCGCACAACACUGAACCUCCUGCUGGCCUGCCGCCAGCUCCACCGCGAGGCCGCGCCCGUCUUCUGGUCUGCCAACACCUUCGUCUUUGACCACCCGGACGAGUUCGCCCUCUGCGUCGGCGCCAGGCUGCGCGAGGCCUACCGCCCGCUGCUGCGGCACGUCUACAUCGCCUCGCCGGACGGCUGGGACACGUACACGCGGACACACACCAACAUCUUCACCGACACACGAAUCGCACAGAAGGGCGGCAUCCCGCGCUGGCUGCAAUUCUGGGGCGUGCUGAAGCAGUGCCGGGGCAUGAGGACGCUGGCCGUCCGGCCCGAGGUCGUGAAGCGGCACGCCGCCGACAUGGCGUCGCUGCGCGAUUGGAUGCCGGAGCUGAGGCGCCUCGAGCUGACGUGGGUGGGCAAGUACAAGGACCACAUGGUCAGCUGGGAGAGGGACUGGGGCAGCUUCCGCGCGUGCACGACGCUCCAGCGGCACACUGUCUUCGCGCGCGCGACGCAGGUCGUCGACUUCCGCGGGGCUGGGGCGGACUUCAGCAAGGAGCGCUGCAAGAACCUGUACCGCGACUUCACGACCAACUUCUGCGUGUACGUGGACUCGAUCGUGAGGGAGCGCUUUCUCGGGUGCGACCUGGAGCAGGACCGGGACUGGAUCUUUCUGCAUGACGGCCGGAUGGCGGCCGGGCUGGAUGACGCGCGGACGUCGUACCGCGUGGCGCUGCCGACGGGGGAGAAGACACGGGUGACCUUCAUGGCGGUGCCGCAGUCGCAGAGGACGCGGGUGCGGCUGAUGAGGGCGAGGCUGGCGCGGGAGGCGGAGCUGAGGGCCCGGGGCAGGCCGACAGCGGCGGAGGAACAGGUUCUGAAGGAGAUUAAGGAGCGGAGGGCGGCGAACAAGAGCAGGGAGGCGGAUGAGGAGGCGUGCGAGAGGAAGAAGACGCUGUCGGCGAGGAGGGCGAGGGAGGAGGAGAGAAGGGAAGAGGAGAGGCGGGAGAGGGAGAGGAAGAGGGCCGAGCUGGGGAGGGCUGUCGAGGCGGCGAAGGAGGAGAGGAGGACAGGGAGAAAGAGGGUUGUGAAGGGGCGGAGUGUCGAGAGGGAGAUGGGGGAGGUUUCCAUGUGA